Molecule: messenger RNA, 2862 nt
Organism: Cadophora gregata
Lineage: Eukaryota; Fungi; Ascomycota; Leotiomycetes; Helotiales; Ploettnerulaceae
Exons: 1
Coding region: 1-2862 (953 amino acids)
Molecular function (GO): nucleic acid binding
Source: RefSeq, a predicted model, not a curated record
AUGGAGGGUCACGUAUUGAGGAGAAAGCGGCGGAAUUCAAGCCUUCGGCUAACCUCGCUAAAACGAAAGAAAACAAAAGAGCAGAUCGACAACAAGACUUCAGGUCAAUGUCAUGGUCCAAGCUUCCAAGACAACAAACAAGGCUUCAGUGACAACCACAAUCAGAACAAAGCCAGCCUUGCAGAUUCGCGAACCUUGCUUCACCACGGGACUUUCCUCAAGGCUGACCUGCUGACGGGCGACAGGAAUUCACUUUCUGUUCUGCCGCCUGUGAAGCAGAGCGCUCCUGAAGAAACAAUCCACACCCUUACCGGCGCCAACGACUAUAGUCUAGCCUAUCUUGAGUUCUCAAAAUUGAAUAUCGAGGCAGCACCGAAAACAUCACCUCCACCGCCUUGCUCUUUCUCUUCCCCUCCCACCUUGCAAACUUUUGCAACACCACCACCACCUCCGCUCAACAACGACACAACAACCCCCACGGUGGCAUUGCCUGCCUCCUCACCACCUAGCUUACUCUUGAAUUGCACUACCUCCUCCACUUCCCUCUCACCCUCCUCAACACCUACACACAAACCCAAACGUCCCCCCAUAAUCACCUCCAAGAUGUCCCGCCGCGUCGCCAACCUGAACCUGCCCACAGGCAAAGGAGGCGCCCCGACCGCAGUCCCUCAAUUCCUCUCCGUCGAAACAAACCUCAGUACCGACAGCACCGACUCGCAAGGCUCAGUACGCACACAGGUCCCUGGCUCGUACCACCAGCAAUCGCAGCAGCGAGCUAUGCAGGAGGAGCAAUGGUACGGCCAGAUCGAUAAUGGUGCCUUGCCGUUUGCGACUCCUGAUUUGAAUAGCAGUUCGACUUUCAUGAGUGCUGUUCCAGGAGCGAGUAAGGGCUUGAAUCCCAACUCGCAGCCUUUUGCUCCGCCGGUGGGUGGUGAGGGGUACGCCUCACCUUCGUUGGGGUUUGUUGCGGGUACGCAGAAGCCUGCUUCUUCGUAUGGGGGGUCUGUCAACAAUGGGUAUUCUACUCAGCUCAAGACUGCUCAAUCGUUUUAUGGCAACUACGUUCCUCCCCAGAAGCAAAUGUCUGACUAUGGAAUGGCUGUUCAGAACGGACAUGGUGGGUACGAUCGGAGAGGAUCGAUGGGUGGGUAUCAGUCGCAGAACGGUGGUUUCCCUGCACCUAACCCGUAUGGUCAUGGAAAUGGUGCUGUUCAGUACCCAGCUUCCAGUACUUACGGCUCAGCUCAGAUUGGUGGCCCUCCCUCAUAUAACGGCGCUUCGAAUCAUAACCCAUAUGCUCACUUUGGACAACGUGUGGCGAUGAAUGGAUACGGAUACCAAACCAAUGGCCAGACCAAUAACAGCUAUCCAAACAACGCGACCUAUGGUGUAGCGAACACAAGUCAUACCUACCAGAAUAGUCAGUAUGGCUCCGCAAACGAUAACGGAUAUUAUCCACCUGGUCAGGCUUGGGUGGGACAGUACCAAGGUCAUAACCAGUAUGCUGUUCAAGCUCCUUACAUUCAACCCUCGAACAUCAACCGUGGCAAGUCUACCUACUAUGGUAGCGCGAAGCCCAACGCCGCUGCUCCUCCAUACCACCCAUCCAAUUUGACAACUGCUCCAGUCGUCAACGCCAAUUAUCAAAGUCGUCACCCUGAGAACGAAAACCACGAAAUCCAGGACGGCGGUGCUGUUCGACCUCCAUCCCGAGCACCUUCAAGAAUUAAUUCAACAAGUCCAACCAAGAGUAAGGCAUCCACAGUCGACUCCUCCGCCGAGCCAUCUUCUUCCCUCCGAUCUGGCUCCAUCGAAGAGAAGGUUUCAGGUCAGGGCAGCCCAACACCAGUUGCUCGCCGCCCACAAGAGUUCAGUUCAGAGCCUCGCAACAGCCGAACUCCAACUCUCAGAUCGAGACGUGGUCAGACGCUAGUCCCUUCUACUGACCCGAGUAGCAAGCAGGCCAUGGUCAAUUGGCUCGAGAACGUCUUCCCUACUCCGCCGCCCAAAAUGUCAAGUUUGGAGCUCUCGGCAGACUCGAAGCUCUCGGGCGGUGAUAUCCUUGCCCAGGCUGGCGUUACUCUACCAUCUAUUACUCCAGCUGGACUUGGUCUCCGUAGCGAUGCUGAUCCAUUUACUACCGCCAUUCAGCGUGUGACUCCGAUCAAGCCAGCUCUCAAUCCGUUUGCUCCGCUUCCACAGCACCUGAGUCCAUACACAGGGGGAAGUCUGUUGCAGAAGCCACCCGUCAGCGCUCCGCUGAGACGUCUGGCUGUCAACGGCAAGCCCGCAAUCUCCGAUGCUCUUGAGCCUGCUAACCUUCCCAUGGUUGAAUACUGCCGCCUAGCUAGAGAAGACACAUGGGGCGUCAUCAGAAUCAAGAACAUCCCGUACUCCGUCAAUCGACCUGAAGUUCUUGCCUUCCUCGGCCGCAACGCGCGGAUUAUCAGCGAGCAGGACUUCGAGCCCGUACACAUAGUUAUGGAGCGUGUUACCAGCAAGACAUUGGACUGCUAUGUCGAAUUCGUCAACUUCACCGAGGCUGUCAAUGCUGUCAAUCGUUUCGAGACAAAUCGGACUGGCGGCCGAGGCGGUAGACUGGGCCAGAGACAUGUGGAGGUUGAGUUGUCGUGCCAGGAACAGUUGAUGCAUGAUUUGUUCCCCAAGGCUAAGAAUGUUACUUGGUCGGGUUCGAGGCCGAUUAUCAAGCCGAAAGAUGAUAAUGAUAAGUACAAUUCUGGGUUCCAGGGUUUUAUCAUUAAGGAGGAAUUGGUCAUGCUGGUAAAGCAUGUGGAGGCUCCCCAGCGUGUGAGUACCGACCAAGAUUCGGUUGAAAGCGCGGUUGCUGACAUACUUAUGUAG